Molecule: messenger RNA, 3852 nt
Organism: Danio rerio (zebrafish)
Lineage: Eukaryota; Metazoa; Chordata; Actinopteri; Cypriniformes; Danionidae
Source: RefSeq, a predicted model, not a curated record
GCCUCGACACAUGAAUGUUAAACAGCCAGUCUACGCUGAAUAGAGCGUCUUUGACAAUAACUGUAAGCGUGAACGCAGCCAUUAGGCUGGAUAUCUUAGGUUACAUUACACAAGGUUACAUUACACAUGGAUGAUCGCAGUGCCUGGAUGUAGAUGUAAACUCGCUCGAAGUGUUCGGAAAGCAGCUUGAACGAGACGAAGAGCAACUCUUUUCAUUUAUCGACGAAUAAAAUGGAGGGUUUUGAAGGAGCCAGCAGCAGCGAGAGCGUUUUAGAUCUGUCCCGUUUGAAUCUGAGCAACUUAAGUUUGGACUCGGUUAGCGAGAAACGACGGAAAGACACGAAACAGCUGUAUCUGUGUUACAACCGAAUGACGUUUCUGGCCGAAUCCAUCAGCUUGUUCUCAAACCUGGAGUUUCUCGACAUCAGUAACAACACGCUGUCUGUCAUCUGCGAGGACAUUACCCGACUGACCAAGCUCAAAACACUCAUAGCCAAGAAUAAUCGUUUAAAUGAGUUCUCUCUGCCCAAACAUUUCGGCUCUAUGCAGCUGGAAGUGUUGAAUUUUAGUGGGAACAGGUUUGAGGAGAUGCCGACCCAGUGUUUGCAGCUGCUGCGGCUCCAGUCUCUGUCUCUUGGAGGAAACAGACUGAAGAGCAUCCCAGCAGAGAUCGAGAGUCUGACCAGGUUAGAGCUGUUGUAUUUGGGUGGUAACCAGAUCUCCACCAUCCCUGCUGAACUAGCCAACUUGCCCGGCCUUAGUUACUUGGUUCUGUGUGAUAACCGCAUCCAGAGUGUCCCACCUCAACUAAACCGGCUCUAUUCCCUGCGUUCUCUUAGUUUGCACAAUAACCUGCUGACAUAUCUUCCGAGAGAGAUCCUAAGUCUGGUUCACCUUCAGGAGCUCAGUCUUCGAGGUAAUCCUUUGGUCGUACGCUUCGUCAAGGACAUGACUUACGAUCCCCCAUCACUUCUGGAGCUGUCUGGCCGCACCAUCAAAAGCAAGAACCUGCUGUACUCUCAUAAAGACCUUCCAAGCCAUCUAGUCACCUACCUAGACACAGCCAGCAAGUGUCCCAACCCCAAGUGUGCAGGUGUUUACUUCGAUUCAUGUGUUCGUCACAUCAAGUUUGUGGAUUUCUGUGGGAAGUAUCGCCUUCCCCUGAUGCACUACCUGUGCUCCCCAGAAUGCACCUCUCCCUGCAGCUCCAACCCUCAAAGCGACGCCGACUCAGACGAUGACCACAGCGUGCCCGUUGAUCGCCUUCAAAGAGUCCUGCUGGGAUAACCUUGCUCACCCCGCACAUGCCGCUUUCUUCCUCACUCCCUCUCUCACAGUGUUAUCAGCAAGAACAUUGAACUUUACCAGCCAGCUGGCUUGAAAAACCUCUCAGCUGAAGCCAAAUCUUAUUGCCAAGUGAUUGAGCAAGUGGAAUCCAGCAGCAUUCUGGGAAAGCAUAUCUUCAGAUAGUUUCCCUCACAAAGAAAGGCUUUGCCUUCAUCAAAAACACUGGUGGUUCAGAAUAGUUGUUUUUAAAAUAGUUAUAUUAACUAAGUUGCCUUGGUCAUCAAUCUGUUUAGCUCUUGCACUUUCGAAAUACUUAGAGGACUCACUUUAGGUACAUGCCUAUAUUCUGAUCGGCAGUAGAUGGCUAUGUCUCUCACAGGAGAACGCUAAUUCAAAAUUUCCACAUUACGCACAAAGAUUUACUGUGAAUUAAAAACACAUAACAAACUUCGAGAACUCUUGCUUUUUAGAUUUGUGAGAAGUUCAGAAACGUUUUCUUACAACACGAAACCUCACUGCUAAAGAGACUAUAUGCAGAAUUCAGAAACUAGGGACACCGCUGGCCGUUAUGUGAACUGCAGACAGCAACCUCUUGCUGGUGCUCAAAUUCUUACACACGUUAUCCAUAACCUCCAUUCACAUAGGGGGACGGCGUUAACACUUCUUACUUACUUUGGAGUGAAGUCAAGCAUUGUCAAACAGAAUUGUGGAUCUGUUAAAACAAGUUGGAUUUGUUGUUCACUGCAGAAUGUGAAGAACGUUCAAGUUUUCAAUUGCCAAUGCAAGGAUCCCGCAAUCGGUUUGCAUUUCGCAAAUGCUAGUGCAGACGCUAGCCAAUGAUGUUUGUCCAACACCAGCUAACAGCGUUAUGUCAAAAUGGAGGAAAAGCUUGUAAUAACGAUUUGUAAUCACCGAGUGCUUCAUGCAUUCUUUAUACACAACUACUACUACUUCUAUGCAACCCAGGCUCAUUCUGAAAACGUAGUGCCGUAGACGUUUUCUGGAGACCACGAAAUACGUCCCGGGUAUUACAUAUUUUUGCAGUUUUUGUUUUCGCGAAUCCAUGAGAGGCCGCUGUGUGCGGUUUUUCGAAUCUCUAAUGUCUCUUGCGAGUGCCGUUCGCGCCCGCACUGUUCUCGCGUAAACCCACCAAAGGCCACUGUUAAACGAUCGUCUGUCUGACUGGCUGAAUGAUUGACUGGGCGACUGGCCAAUCGGCCAACCCACCCUUCUCCUUUCCUAAACCCAACUCCCCCCCGCCCCCCGCGCUUACUUCCCUAAACUCAACUAAUAAUUUACAAAAGCUGUCCAGAAAAAGUAAAAUCCCUCGUCUGAUUUUUACCAUGUGUUUACCACAUUUUCAUCCUGUUAUUAACUAAUUCACUUUAUUUUUUGGAUUCUGUUUUUGUCUUACCUGAUUUCGGGAACUGCUCUUCCCGGACUUCAACCUGCUCCUCUCUGCGUCUCAAGUCCGCCGACGUACAUGAUGAGCUAACUGGACAAACUGGUUGCGGCAGGAAAGCCCUCCACACGGAGGUAAGCGGUCAGCCAAUAAGCUUGAAAAUGAACGACGUCAUACCACCCCAUAGCAUUUGCUUGAAGAUUGAAAAGCAGCCAUACGUGCCUCUGGCUAUGUAAUUUGCGGUCUUCAGAAACGUCCACGGGACUUUUCAAAAUGAGCCUGGGUUGCUUCUAUGUCAUGGUACUACUUAAUGUCAUGGUCAAAGAUGGAUGUGAUUGGCUGUCACCACAAAGCUUUAGACAUGCUCUAAGUCAAGCGUAACACCAAUAACCUUUGUGAAUAGGGUGUAAGAGACUUACCGUGAUUCAAUGCCGGUAUACUCAGGAGUCAAGACGAAGACCUUUUUCAUUCUUUGAUUAGAAAAAGAAGUUGAAAAUAAUACAAUUCCCAUUAUAAAUGUCAUAAAACCAUGACAAACACUAUAAAGGGAUAGGCAAAAGCAUUUCAUACACAAAAGUUAUUACAUACUGUCCCUUUAAAAGGUGUUACACAUCUUCACUAACAUUUUAUUUAAGCUUUGGUGUUUGUUUUGAAUAUGCUAACACUAAACAACUGCAUUCAAAAACUUAGGCAGCAUUUGAUAUCUUGUGAUAAAAUGUGACAAAGGUCAACAGUCACUUUGUUUUGAAGGUUAAUUUUUCUUUUAGCCCAGGUUCGCAACAAUAACUUAAAAGGAAAAAUUAUAUUGUUACAAAGCCAGUGAACAAAUUCUUUGGUUUCCAUGUCUUUAAAAAAAUCCAAACACUUCAUGUUUUGUACUCUCUUUCUUAGUUUCUUCACACAUGUCUUACACUCUUAGGCUUAUCCAAUAUUGACUAUGCAGAUAAUUAAUGCAAUUAUCAUUUCAGAGUUUUAAAAUUCAUAUCUAAGGCUUUUAUACCAAGUAAUCAUUUAUGAUAUUUUCUUUACAUCAUUGACAAGAUAGAAUGUAUUUUAUUUAAUAUUAUGACGACCAAUUUGGAUAACAUUCACUCCUCUAAUGGUUUAUAAACAUGUCUUUGCACUUCUUAUGUAGUGAACUAUAAUAAACAAAUUAAAGUUCA